Messenger RNA from Paramecium octaurelia, 918 nucleotides. Lineage: Eukaryota; Ciliophora; Oligohymenophorea; Peniculida; Parameciidae. The record is from the annotation of a GenBank genome assembly.
UAAUAUUUUAAAUAAAUGGAUUUUUAAAUCUAAUACAAUGGAGAAACUACUAAUUACAAUGGCAUUUCUUCUUUUGAGGAACUUAUAAAAGAUAUAGAACAAAAAUAUUAAACGAUUAAAGAUAUUGAAUUAUCUUAUUAGGAUGAGGAAGGUGAUAUAAUUUAAGUGUCAAACACCAGUGAUUUAAUUGCAAUUGUAAUAAUAUAUAAUUUCAUUAUUUAGAAUGGGCCCCAAUUAAUUCAAAUGAAAGCAACAAAAGAUGAACAAAAAUAAUAGGAGUUGGAGAAGGAAAAGAAAAGAUAAGAAAUAAAGCUGAAAAAAAUGAAAGAGUAGCAAUAAAAGAAGUUAAAUGUAAUAUGAAUACUAUUAUACAGGCUAUUAUUAAUGAAGAAAAUACAAUUGCAACUUUGGAGGAUGAGAUUGCCAAAAAAUUAAAAGAUAAUGAGGAUGAAAUUUAUCAUUUAAAAUAGGUGUAAUAACAACUUGAACAUUAUAAACCAGAUCCUCUACCAGAUUUCGAAGUUUCUUUAAAUGAAGCUAGAUUGUUCGAUAGAAUCAAAGAAAAGGAAGAUUAAUUAUUAUACAUUGAAGUAAAUUAAUUGAAUAUUUCAUAAUAGGAUAAGAAGGGAUUUGAAACCCAAUUGAGAACUGUUCAAAAAGAAAUUCAUGAUAUCUUCCAUUAAAUCUAUGAGGAAAGAAAGAAUCAGCAUUCUGAAAACUAUAAGAAAUGGAAUCAAACUAAAUAAAGUUUAGCAAAGAUUGGACAUCAAAUUGAAUAGAAAGAGUAAGAGGCUAAGAAGUAUUCAGAGACAUCUAUUAACAAGUUGUAAAAUCAUAGAGAGAAAUUACAAAAAUUAAAAGGAGAAUUGGAUAAAAUAGAAGAUGAAACAGAGUGAAUUAAAUAAUAAUAAUAUUAAU